AGACAUCACAGCGAACUAAUGACAAUUUGUACAGAGCGGUCUGUACACAUACCACAGGAACAUACAAAAUUAGCAACUAAGUGCUUUAAUAUAUAUACAUGAAUAUCUAAUAUGAUGGAAAGUGAGGUUGUUAUGUAAGAUUAUUCUUAUGUAAAUGGAUAGUAGAGAUAGUAAUCCAAUACACAAAUAAUCAAAAAACUAUGAAUGUAAACGAGGUUUAAUAGCAUGCUUAGGGACGAUAGAUUCGUAAUGAAUUGCAUGCUAUUUGGAUUGAGCGAAUGCGUUCAUCGCACUGCUAAGACAGCUUCUUGGAACUAUGCACCAGAGAUUAUUAAGGAAAUGAGGGUCAAGACUGGAAAUCGAAGAGUAUCAAUGGAUUUACAUACACACAAUACUUGAUAAACAACGCGUGGUAAUUGGUCAACGAGAUAGUUUGAUAUAUGAUAUGACUUCACUGAAUCCACAAGAAACACACAGAAAAUCAGGUGACCAGCACGAACAACGGAAUAUUUGGGUGGAAGGAGCGGAAGAAGCAGUCACAGAAAAACGGAUGAAGUUCCCAGAAAGGUUAAAACAUUGGGUGAUAUACCCAUCUGACCCACAAUUUUACUACUGGCUCGGGAUAAUAUCGGUCGCCAUUAGUUACAAUAUUUUUGUAAUUAUCGCCAGGGCAGUUUUUGUGCAACUGCAGACAGACUUCAACCGUAUUUGGAUUCCACUUGAUGUACUCAGCUACGUUAUUUACAUUGCUGAUAUGAUUGUCCAAUUCAAAACAGGGUAUAUGGAACAAGGACUGAGGAUCUCCGACAGUAAGAAGCUUGCUAAACGUUACAUCAAGACUUGGACCUUUAGAUUUGAUGUUAUAAGUAUACUACCGCUCCAACUUCUGUACAUCCAAUUUGGGGUGAACGCACCGCUUUUGAGAAUCAACAGAAUUUUCAAAGUCAAUAGACUUUUUGAAUUCUUCGACAGGACGCUCAGGCGAACUAACUGGCCGAAUGCUAUCAAAAUAUGCAAUUUGCUGUUCUAUAUUAUAAUCAUAGUGCAUUGGAACGCGUGUGGCUACUACGCUGUUAGCAAUGCUAUGGGUUUUGGUUCUGAUUCAUGGGUAUAUCCACCAAAUGGAAACACGGAACCGUCCCGUCUGUUAAAUCAAUAUGUAUAUUCAUUCUACUGGUCGUGCCUCACACUGCUAACAAUAGGAGAGACCCCCCAUCCUGAGAAUAAUAUCCAAUAUCUGUUUGUCAUAACUGACUUCUUGAUAGGGGUGCUAAUUUUUGCCUCCAUUGUUGGUAAUGUUGGUAGCAUCAUAACCAACAUUAAUGAGGGUCGCGCUGACUUUCAGAGAAAGCUAGACAAUGUAAAACUUUAUAUGCACCUAAGAAGUGUUGACAGACCUCUAGAAAAACGUGUUCUCAAAUGGUUUGAUUACUUAUGGUCAAAUAAGCAAUCCAUGAGCGAAAACAGUAUUGUUGGAGCCCUUCCAGAUAAAUUAAGAUCAGAAAUUGCACUUCAAAUUCAUUUACAAACUAUACAAAGAAUAGAUAUAUUUAAGGAUUGUGACCCAGGGUUGCUGAAAGAACUAGUUUUGAAACUAAGACUUUGUGUGUUCAGUCCCGGGGAUUACAUUUGCAGAAAAGGAGAUAUUGGUCGUGAUAUGUACAUAGUAAAACAAGGCCUGCUUACAGUUGUAGCGGAUGAUGGUACUACUGUACUUGCGACUCUGUCAGAGGGUAGUGUUUUUGGAGAGGUUAGUCUUCUUAGCAUCCCCGGCUCAAAAUUUGGUAAUAGACGAAUAGCCAAUGUACGAAGUGAAGGAUAUUGUGACGUGUUUGUGCUAACUAAAGAGGACUUAUGGGAAACUCUCAGGGAUUAUCCCGAAGCUAAAACUAAUAUGGUGAAUAAUGGACGCAUGAUACUACUAAGGAGAGAACAAUUUGAUAAAGAUUUGGAAAGAAAAGAGAUUUCCAAACAACAACGGAAGAGUAUGGGUGUGGAUGACUUGAAGAAAAACGUAUUAAAAAUGCAAGGGAAAAUUAUGCAAAUGAUGUUUGAAUUUGAAAAUGCUCAAGAAAUAUUUGACAAGCAACUUAAAACGCUGGAAAACAGCUUAGCUAAUUGUAAAUGUAUUAUUAGCGGGAGAAAUAGUAGAAAAUGUAAAUAA
Molecule: messenger RNA, 2164 nt
Organism: Owenia fusiformis
Lineage: Eukaryota; Metazoa; Annelida; Polychaeta; Sabellida; Oweniidae
Source: the annotation of a GenBank genome assembly